CAUAAUUUCAUCAACUUGAACAAUCAUAUGAACUCAAACACUUAUGGAGGUUUCAAAGAAGGUUUUGGUAACGGGUGUGAGCAAAGGGUUGGGAAGAGCUUUAGCUUUGGAGUUGGCUACCCACAACCACACAAUAAUUGGUUGUUCACGUAGCCAACUUAAACUUGACUCUCUUCAAGCUGAGCUUUCUAAAUUAUCUCCCAAUAAUCAUCAUUUGCUUAUCAACGUUGAUGUGACAUCGAAUAGCAGCGUUAAAAAGUUCGCACAGCUUGUUGCUGAAAACAAUCUUGUCCCGGACAUUAUUGUGAAUAAUGCAGCUUUGGCAAGUAGAAAAAGUAAGAUAUGGGAGAUUGAGGAUGAAGAAGUUGAUAAUGUGAUUGAUACAAAUGUGAAAGGGAUAAUAAAUGUUAUGCGUCACUUUAUUCCUCUAUUGAUUCACAACAAGCAAGGCGUCAUCAUUAAUAUGUCAUCAAAUGCAGGAAGAGAGGCAUUUGGAGAAUAUGCACUAUAUUGUGCAUCAAAAUGGGCAGUGGAGGGAUUAAGCAAAUGUGUAGCAAAAGAAUUGGUGGAAGAAUUAGCAAUGGUGAGUUUGGAUCCUGGAGUAAUAUACACAGACAUGCUUGCCUUAUGUAUGGGUGAUGAUAUGGCUUCACAAUUUCAGUCACCUGAGGAAUGGGCUUUGAAAGCGGCAACAAUAAUUCUUGGUAUUACCACAUCAGACAAUGGGGCAUCUCUUACAAUUAACUGAUGUACUGUUGUACAAACUAUUUCAAAUUUGGUCUUUAUUGGAGCUUGAUAGUUUUUUGUUUAAAAAAAAUCCACCAAUAAAAUUUUAAUUCUCACUUUUCAUUUAAAUAACUAUUAUUAUAAUUAUUCUUGUUGUUCAUAGACAUAUAUAUUAAAUGGAAAAAGCCUAAACAAUGUUGGGAAAA
Molecule: messenger RNA, 932 nt
Organism: Benincasa hispida (wax gourd)
Lineage: Eukaryota; Viridiplantae; Streptophyta; Magnoliopsida; Cucurbitales; Cucurbitaceae
Product: NADPH-dependent pterin aldehyde reductase-like
Biological process (GO): folic acid-containing compound metabolic process
Cellular component (GO): cytosol
Molecular function (GO): oxidoreductase activity, acting on the CH-OH group of donors, NAD or NADP as acceptor
Source: RefSeq, a predicted model, not a curated record